Medicago truncatula (barrel medic) is the source of this 1181-nucleotide messenger RNA. RefSeq names its product truncated transcription factor CAULIFLOWER A. Gene Ontology annotation, biological process: positive regulation of transcription by RNA polymerase II. Gene Ontology annotation, molecular function: DNA-binding transcription factor activity; RNA polymerase II transcription regulatory region sequence-specific DNA binding; protein dimerization activity. NCBI's taxonomy places the organism in Eukaryota, Viridiplantae, Streptophyta, Magnoliopsida, Fabales, Fabaceae. Bases 245 to 967 code for a protein of 240 amino acids. The record is from RefSeq and is a predicted model, not a curated record. The transcript is spliced from 8 exons. Gene Ontology annotation, cellular component: nucleus.
GUAGUAGAACACUCACACUCACAGAUGUGGUCUCUCUUCAAAAAACUUGUCCAGAAGAAGAAAGACCCAUAAAUUAACAUUCUCUAAGCUAUAAUAGAAAGGCUUUUAAGCAUAUUUCUGGGGUUUGUUCCCUUUUACUUGUUUGGGUUUUUCUUGGGAAAAAAAGAUAUAGCUAGAAGAAGUAAUUUAGGUAUAAUAAUAUAAUUAAAGAAAAAACAAUUUCCUAAAACAAACAUCACUUAACAUGGGAAGGGGUAGGGUUCAGUUGAAGAGGAUAGAAAACAAGAUCAAUCGUCAGGUUACUUUCUCUAAAAGGAGAGCUGGACUUCUCAAGAAAGCUCAUGAGAUCUCUGUUCUUUGUGAUGCUGAAGUUGCUUUGAUUGUCUUCUCCCACAAAGGAAAGCUCUUUGAAUAUGCAACUGAUUCUUGCAUGGAGAAGAUAUUGGAGCGCUAUGAAAGGUACUCCUAUGCAGAGAGACAGCUAGUUGCAAAUGAUUCUGAGUCACAGGGAAACUGGACUAUUGAGUAUACGCGACUGAAGGCAAAGAUUGAUCUUUUGCAAAGAAACUAUAGGCACUACAUGGGAGAAGAUUUGGGAUCAAUGAGCCUCAAAGAGCUUCAGAGUUUGGAACAGCAGUUAGAUACUGCUCUCAAACUCAUUCGUACACGCAGAAACCAAGUCAUGUACGAGUCCAUUUCAGAGCUUCAGAAGAAGGAGAAAGUGAUUCAGGAGCAGAAUAACAUGCUUGCUAAAAAGAUCAAGGAGAAGGAAAAGAUUGCAGCUCAGCAGCAGGCACAAUGGGAGCACCCAAACCAUCAUGGAGUUAAUCCAAAUUACUUACUACAGCAGCAACUUCCAACUUUGAACAUGGGUGGCAAUUACCGUGAGGAAGCACCAGAAAUGGGGAGGAAUGAACUUGACCUUACCCUGGAACCAUUGUAUACCUGCCAUCUUGGAUGCUUUUGAUGAAAACCUUAUUAAAGGUGGAUGGUAUUAUCAAUAUAUAUAUUUGGCUCUAUGUUUUGUAGUUUCCCUAUUUUGAAGACGCUAAUAGUGUACUGUAAGCUUAAUUAUAAGGUCCUAAGUGGAAUUAAGCUUUUCUAUGUAUUAAUUAUUUAUAUAGCUUAAAGGCAAGUCCUGUAAUGUAAUGACAUUCGAGCUGAUCAAGCAUUGACUUUUA